UCGUCUCAACGUAGCACGAAAUGUGUCUCCUCUCAGCAAAGACACACUGACGUGAGACGUGUUAGUUAACGGUUCUUUUUGGUAUUGAAAGUUUUGCUUUUGUCGCCUCAAGAUUGUUUCGAUGUUAUACUCUGCAUAUUAACAUUCCGCUUGUAAAACGUAAUAUUUAUUGGCCAAAAGCUGCCGACUUCGUUUCUUCUAAAGAGUGUCCGCUUCCCCUCCCCUCGAUGAAGCGCUGCGAUGCCCUCUGAUUUUAUAUCCCUCCUUAGCUCGGAUCUCGACCUCAAUUCCCCCAAAUCUCUAUACUCAAAAGAGUCGGUAUAUGACCUCCUCCCCAAAGAGCUCCAGCUCCAGCCGCCGUCCACCCAGACAGACACACCCACCAUGAGCCAGAAGAGUGGGGGAGAGGCGGGACCUCCCCCCUCUGCAGCCUUGGCCUCAGAUGCCACCUCUUCCACCUCCAGCCCCUCUGCCUCUUCCUCCUUGGCCAUGGGAGUCCCAUCCACUGGCCCCUCUCCCUCAUCCUCAGACCAUCUCAAGGUUCCCCAGCAUCUCCACUCCACCGGAGGGGAUGGAGCUGAAAUUUCAGAGAUGCAAGGUAUGGAAGGUGCUGUAUCUGCCCCCAGCAGAGGCAACAGUGGCGUAAACACUGCAACAGGAGACAUAGGGCCAGGAGUGUUGUCAGGGCUAGUAGUCCAGCAGCCUCAGAACACCCCAUCAAAAAGGAGGCCUGUGUUAAGUAUAUCCCCGCCACCUGAGGACCUAUUUGACGACAGCCAGAUGUCUUGCCAAGAGGAGCCUACCGUAUCCGGUCCACCUGGUCCAGAUUCAGAGCAUAGCAGCAGCAUGUGGGCUGAUGACUCCGUCUCCAACUUCAGCUUGGUCAGCUCCGUCUCCUACAACGACAACACAGAGGUGCCGCGCAAGUCUAGAAAACGCACCCCUCGCCAGCGCCCUGGCCCCAAGCCUGCCCCUCCGGAGGACAGCAUGGAUGUGUUUGAUGCUGACAGCGCCAAGGCACCUCACUUUGUCCUAUCCCAGCUGGGCACAGACAAGACCAGUGCCAUGGCCAGUUCUCUUGAGUCAGGGACUGCAGUGAAGGGGGGGUCACUGUCUACUCAGUUCCCCCUGAAGAGUGAUGGGAAGGAGCUAAAGAUCCUGGUACAGCCAGAGACCCAGCACAGAGCUCGCUAUCUGACCGAGGGCAGCAGAGGUUCCGUCAAAGACCGCACACAGCAGGGAUUCCCCACUGUCAAGUUGGAGGGCGUGACUGAACCAGUUGUGCUUCAGGUGUUUGUAGCGAAUGAUGCAGGGAGAGUGAAGCCUCAUGGUUUCUACCAGGCAUGCAGAGUGACAGGACGCAACACAACUGCCUGCAAGGAGGUGGACAUAGAGGGCACCACUGUUAUUGAGAUCCCCCUGGAGCCCAGCAGUGACAUGACACUCGCGGUGGACUGUGUAGGAAUUUUGAAACUGCGUAAUGCAGACGUGGAGGCCCGUAUUGGCGUGGCAGGGUCCAAGAAGAAGAGCACGCGUGCCAGGCUGGCAUUCAGAGUGAGCAUCCCCCAACCCGAUGGAUCAGUCCUUACUCUACAGGUCCCCUCAUCACCCAUCCUCUGCACACAGCCAGCAGGAGUGCCAGAGAUCCUGAAGAAGAGUCUUCACAGCUGCUCAGUGAGAGGAGGAGAGGAAGUUUUUAUCAUUGGAAAGAACUUCCUCAAAGGAACCAAAGUUAUUUUUCAGGAGAACGUUGCAGAUGACAGUUCCUGGCAAGCGGAGGCAAAGAUUGACAUGGACCUUUUCCAUCAGAACCAUUUGAUAGUGACCGUCCCUCCGUUCCAUAACCAGUCAAUCACUUCUCCAGUAUCUGUGGGAAUCGUGGUGAUGACCAAUGCUGGUAGAUCACAUGACGCCCAGCCCUUUACCUACACUCCAGACGCAGUCUUACCCACAGCUGACAACUCAAAUGUCCGGACAGUAAAAACAGAGGGACCCUCCCUGGUCAAGACGUGCAUAUUUGAUGGCCAGAUCAAAUCUAUAUCUUCUGAGCGAACUGACUGCUCUGGUCAGCCUUCUAAACGGCAAGAGGACACACCAAUGGAAGUGUCUAGCAAUCCACCAACCACAGAUGUCUUUAAGCCAUCCCCUGACCCUCUCGUCUCAGUGCAGCAGACUCUGGAGCUCAGCUCUAGUCCUCAUCCAGGUGGAGAGUCCUUUCAGAGCCCAAUGCCCCUUCAACCUGAAGAUGUGGAGCUUCCCCAGGCACCCCCUGUCUUCCCUAGCCUAGAGUCUCUCAGCACCAUACAAAAGGAAGACAUCGCACCCACAACCUCUUUCCCAGUGUCGGGAGAUACUACAAUCCCUCCUGUGACACCAGAAGUCCCUCAGCAAUUCCUCAGAGACCCUCAGGACAGUCUGCCUCCUGAGAAUCCGAAUAAUACUGGAGGGGUUGUAGUCUUGGCCAUGUCCCAAAUAGCAGCUCCCUCUCAGCCUCAGCAGUCACAGGUUCCCCUGUUUCCCCAGGAAGGGGUGGCCCAGCUUGAGAGGGCAGUAAGGGAGCUACAGGCUGGUGGCAACACCACACUCCAGCAGGUGUUGGAGGCAGCUGUAGCCCAGCAGCAGCUGAACUCUGUGCUGUACAGCCCCACGCCCUCUGCAGACUCCCUUCAGCAGCACGUCCAGGAGAACAUGAAUAGCCUUAGAUUGGGAACCACAGAUAAUUCACUAUCGACACAACAGCAGCUGCAGAUACAACAGCAACAGCAAAUACAGCAGCAGCAGCAGCAACAGCAACAACAACAACAACAACAAAUACAACAACAGUUUCAACAGCAUCAACAACUGCAGCACUUACAGCAGCAACAGCAGCAAGUUCUUGGCAACAUGCAGCUCCAACAACAACUUAUAUUACAGCCACAAGACCAACAGCAACUGCAGCAGCAGCAAAUGAUGGAGAAUAUUCAACAGCAACAACAACAGUUGCAACAAAAUCAGCAAGUCCUUAACAACAUCCAACUUCAGGACCAGCAACAACAAAAUCAAAUAAUUACCAAUUUACAACAACAUCAGCUUCAACAACAGCAGCUACAACGGCAGCAACAUCAGCAGCAAAAUCAAGCUUUGAGCAAUUUACAACAGCAACAACAACUGCAAGAGCAGCAGGUCUUGGAUAAUUUACAGCAGCACAUUCAGGCUGAGUUGCUUCAGCCCCAGAUCCACUCCUCCUCGCAAGUACAGCAGCCAGUGUCCCUCCUUCAGGCUGGAGACCUGCUUACCAUUCAGACCAGCUUCCCAACACAGCCUCCAUCCCACACAUCUCCCCCACAACAGCUCUUCCAAUCACCCAGGCCCCUGGCUGAGACACAGGGCUCCCAGCAGCAGGUACAGGCUACCCUGCUCCAGAAUACACUGACCGUUCUGACUAGUGGCAGUCUCAACUCAGAGCAGCAGUCCACAGGGUCAACCCUAUACCUGUCCCCAAAUCCUCAGCCCCAACAACAGCAACAGCAGCAGCUGGCAUUCAUUUCAUCCAUGGAGACUUCUAACAGCCAGCCCCAGUCUGUUGCAAUGUUUCAGAACCAGCCCCAAGCUCAGCUUUCCCAAAUGCAGCAACACAGUACCCCCAUGGAGCAGCAGCAGUCUCCACAGCAGAAUCAACAACAGCCACCCCAGCUUCCAAUGGGCCAGCAGGGCUCCUUGUUCCAAGGUAUCCCAAACCACUCACAGGCUAACCCUGUCCCCCAGAGCCAGCUUUCCCAACCCCAGCAGACAGGUCUACUCCUCUGCACCACAGAUCUAAACCCCCAGGCUAUUCCCCCAACUAUUCUCUUCAGCACACAGACCCAGGGCCCUUCCCCUAUAGGGAGCCUCAGCGUUGGAAUGCCCCAGCCAGACCCAGCGGAGCCCAUGUCCUUCCAAGACCAGAGCUCCUCAGGCGGCAACUCGACAUCCACUGAGAAUCAACAGCAGAGCCUGUUCCAGGAGCAGCAGCCAAUGCAAUUGGGCCCAAGUUCCAGCAACAUCCAGAGCAGUCAACCUGUGGAACUGUUCACAUCUCUAUCCAGCCUGCAAAGCACUAUUGGCUCACAGGAGCUGAACAACCAGGCUCCAGCCGCUGGCGCAACCAUCUUUGUGGUACAGGGUAGUGUGGGUGUGGUAGCCAACCCUGGCCAGCAGCCCCCAGAGCAGCUUUUCCAGACAACUGUGGGUGGGAAUGUGGCUCCACAAAGACAGGCCAACCUGUUUGUGUUUGGCAUCCAGAAUGACUCACCCCAGCUGCUCAAUUCCUCCGGACCCACCCUGCCGGCUCAGAGCCAGCCCCAGAACUCCAGUCACAUGCAACCUCUGUUGGACCAGCCCAUGGCCCAAGCUGCCUCCUCGAUGCCGGCCACCAUGCACAGCAGCUUACAGAACACCCUUCAGGCACAAAUGCAAUCCAGCUUAGAGAAUGCCAUGCAGACCAGUCUACAGAAUGCAAUGCAGACAAACACACAAACCGCCCUGCAGUCCAGUUUACAGGCAACCAUAGAAACAAGCCUGCCAACUCCAAUGCAGACCAAUCUACAGACACAGAUACAGAGCAGCUUACAGAAUCAAUUGCAGGCAUCAAUAUCUGCAUCGUCCAACAUGGAUAAAAUUGAGGACCUACUGGAAAGCCUACAGAAGCAGUGAUAAAUGUUUGGACCAUAUGGGCACUAAGGAGAGUGAGUGAUAUGUAGCUGAGAGUUAUACAUCAAACAGAAUGUUGGUGUUUUGUGUCCAUGCCAUAAAACUUAGACAAUUUUAAAUAUUUAAGAAUAAAACGCCCCUUUUACCUAUAAACAGCCUCCCUCCCCCAAAUUAUGAGAUCAUGUAAGUCCUUGUUUUUAUGGAAUAUUUAUAAUUAAUUAUAGCCUCCAUACAUCCAUUGUCCUUGAAUUGAUGAGUCCGCCUUGUUGUUACCCCUCUUGCAGGAUCAGAGAGGCCUGUAAUAACUGCUUUGUCCAUCAUUCUCACAAAUGCAGUGUUUUGUUUGUGUUUUAAUAAUGUGAGCCUAAGAGAUGAUGAAGAUGAUGAUGAUGGAAAAAAAAACCUACCAGGUUCGGGGGAAGAACUGGAAAGGGAUAAAGAAUGUCAGCGACAGGGAAACGGGGGAAUAGUAAUGUGAGAUGUGUCUGUAAGACAUCCAGCCAUAGAGUGAAUAUCAGAUUGCACUUAAGUGUGAGAUACAGGCUGAAUUUCAUCUUGUGAGUGUGUAAACUCCAAGUGUCUGUGAGGUGCGUUUUUGUCUGUUCGUCAGGUGGAGCAAUAGUGGAAGAUCACCUGAGAUAAAAAUUGGGAUUAAAUAAUAUCACAACCACUGAAGUUUAAACAUCUUUUGCCAUGGAUAAUGUAAGAAUUUUUGCAAUUAAUUAAACUAGGCGCUUGCAUAUGUCAACAAUUGGAUGAAAAUCUAAAAAGAGUAAAAGUCGUUCAAUCAAGUACAUCUGUAGAAAUUUUUGCUGGCAUGGCUGGAGUAUGCACCUAAGCAGACUAUCAGAAGGAGAGUUAAAUAUUGAUAUCAACUCCCCCAAAACGAAAUGAACUUACUCUGGGUAUCAAUACAUUUUGGUAUUGCAGGGGGUUCCCCCAUGUGCAGAAAGCGGAGGGACUAUUAAACACUCGCAAAUGAGAUUCAACCUGGUGUAUAAUGCGACUUGGCCUUUCGUUUUGGCACCUCCUAGUGUUUUCAUACGCUUAAGCCUCAUCACUGGGUUUGCGGAAGCUUUCUUGGGGAAAUUUUAAGAAGCAUUCAGCUAUGUAGUGUGUGUAUCUUUUUGUUUUGAAGAAGUUAACCAAUUUAAUGUGGAUAGAGAGAAACUUUCCACUCGUGAAAAUGGAGUGUUGUGUGGUUUUAUAAACAUUUUAUCUCAAGCACUUUAUAACCUCUAGCUAAUCCUUAUAUUCGUCCACAGCUCUCUACUGACCCAGCUGAAUUUGUACUCAGAAAUGUCCAGUUACAAAACAAGAAAAACAUUUAAAAAAAACAUAAAGCAGUUGUCUUUGUAAAGGUAAAUACAUCUUAACCAAGCAUUUUUACAUUUUCUCAUGAAUAUUUUUGAGGUCUAGGACAACUUUGUAUAGAAUGUCUGCUCACUGUUGAAUUCCUCUUUGUAUUCAGUCUCAGUGGUCCAGUCAAGUCUGUCAAAAAAACAGCCAUUCCACUAAAGCAUUGUCAUUUUUCAGUGGUGGAGUGGUAAAGUAUGCCUUUGUGUUUUACACGCUGAAAAAACACCUAAAAUACUGAUUCAUUUAGUUUGAAAUGAAGGAUUUUCAUCAUAUUGCUAUUUGUACUACUUACUGUUAAAUCUGUCACUUGAGACUGUUUUAACUUGUGUUGUGUUAAAUAUUUAAGUUUUCGUCUGUGUUGGUACCGUGUGCAGGCUGGCGCCAUGUGAAGUUGGCAUCCAGUACCCAUCCCUUGUGUUGUGAACAGGGGGCUCCCUGGUAAAUGAAAUCUCUGUUACAUAGAGGCCGCCAUUUUGAUUCUAUCUGUGGUGCUAUGUGCAGGAGUGAUGGGCACUUCUGAUGUGAUGAUACAGAACAGUUUAUACGUAUAUCAAUAGCACUGACAUUAAUUGUUAGUUUUGAAGCGGAGUUGAGUCUAGAGAGCUGGCUGCUGUUGUGGGGUCAGACUGGAGUGCACCCAGGCGUACCAAAGCUCCUGUUGUGAAUCGCCGUCAUCUUGUCUCAUUCUUGUCCUUGCAAACGCCCUCAUAAUGUUUACUUAUUUGUACUUAUUUAAAUUAUGCAGCUCUUACAUGGAUAGCAAUUCAGCAUGUUGUUUUAAGUACAAGAUUUAUAAAAGAUAUGUAAAGGUACUUUAUUUCAUGGAUCAGUUAAUCCCUCAUUAACAUUUCCACCGAUUUGCUCCAUAACAUUUGUCAUUACAGUACUCUAUUUUUUUUAAUGCAAAAUAACACUGCUGUACUUUCCUACUUAUAUCUACAAUAGUAGCCAAUUUGGCAUAAUCAAAAAGCCAAUUUUUGAGAAUAAUUCAAAUGUUAGAAUAGCAUUUCUCACACAUGCAUUUGUUUACAUUUUCAUAGGCAUACUAUUUUGUCUUGCAGCUGUUAGUGAUCCAUUUUAAAGUAACUUAUCUUUUCUAGAAUUUUGUAUCCAUUUAUCAAAUCAAAAUGUAGAAUAUUUUUGUAAAACUACACUUUCUGGUUUCUGCUCAUAGCACAGAAUAUCAUUGCUGGUAUGUUUUCCUGAAAUGAAAUGAAGUCCAGGUUUAUUGUGAAGAGUAUGACUGAAAAUAGAAAUGUAACGUAGUGGACAUCAAGCAGAUAUCUUGAACUUAAUUCUACAGUUUUAACAUUGACUUUACCCAACCUGUAUAACAUGAUACAUGGGCUAGGUUUGUUGUGUGUGUUGUUUGACUUUGUUUUUUUUUGUCUUUUAAUGUCAUGCAUCUCAAAUGGCACUUUGAUUCAUCCAUUAACUGUAGAUCAGGUUAGAGUGCAGUAGUGAUGUUUCCAAGCAUUCCAUUCCUCUCGGGUGGAGGAGUUUAAGAGCACACGAUGUUGCGGAAGAAGUGCGGAACAGUAUUGCCUCUUAAAGCCAUACCAACACAGAAAGCCGACCUGUGACUUCAGUUUCAUGAAUGUAAAUUUUACCUCAUGGUGUGGACAUAGAGCUUGCUCUACAUCUAACAUCGGACCAAUUACAGUUUCAGAGAACAUUUUGAGGCAGAGGGGAUGGGUGGGGUGGCACCAACUGUCAUUUGUAUCUAUGUACAUUUGUCAGAUUAUUUUGUCUUGGAUUGUGGUGUAAUUUCAUGUUUUCACGUCCAGUCAUUUUUCAUUAUGAGCAAUCCAGGAUGCUCAGUCUGACUCUUCAAAUAGCCACUUCCACCUUUACAAAAAAAAAAAACAAACAAAAAAAAAACAUACAAAACACGUGAAACAUGAAUUUAAUGUUCGUGAAGAUAGCACACAAAUCUGUACACAAUAUCAGUUUUGUCCUUCAGUCAUGUAAAUGAAUAUCCAUGUAUAUUUAAAUGUGAAAUAUACUGCAGGGGGUAUCUUGAAUUUCAAUUGUGAUGCUUUCAACAGAACUUUGUGUGCCUUGAUAACUUACCGUUACGCCGCUGUGUUUACUGGUGUCUCUUUUGUGUCAUUGCUAUUUUGCUCCUUGUCCUUUUUAUUUUCUAUGACUGUUCGACACCAGGACAAUUUUCAGUGAUUGAAUCUUUAUUUCUAAAACACAAGCAUAACCAUAGCCCAUACCGAUAUAUAUUUUAGGUUUAACAUUUUCCUUGGAAAUCCAUUACAAGAUAUCCGUGAGUAGUAUUAACAUAAAAUUGCGCAGCUUCACUGUUGACUUGUCACCUUGUUCAUUGUUUUCUGUUGAAAAUUGUUUUUCACGCCUCAUGAGAUUUGUACAUGUGAGGUAAAAGGGAUGAGACAGUGGAGAUUAUUUUAUGGAGAGCUUUCUUGUGUUGAUGUGCUUGUCAACAUUACUAUUGUUGCUGUGAAAUGCUUGAUAAAAAGGAGCAUCCAUGAUAAAUUAACUGUUAAUUGCCAAUAGUGUGAGCUGUAUCUUGUGUGUAAUCAGUUUGCUCACUUCUCCUAGUUCGCUUUCUAUUUCACAUUCUCCAACAGUUAUGUUGUAUCCGUUCUGUGUAGCUUGAGCUUUAGUAUCUAGCCUUAAGACCCUGCAGUCUGGAUAAAAGGUCAACCCGAGUGUGUUAUCAUACAUCUGAACUAUUAUUAACAUGUACUUUGCCUUGGUCUGGACAUUUGUAUACUCUUCUGUUUAUAUCUGUAAUCCUGCUGCUACAUUAAAUGAAUUAAUAAAAAUAUAAAUGUC
Micropterus dolomieu (smallmouth bass) is the source of this 8832-nucleotide messenger RNA. RefSeq names its product nuclear factor of activated T cells 5a (gene nfat5a). Gene Ontology annotation, cellular component: transcription regulator complex. The coding region runs from base 241 to 4671 and encodes 1476 amino acids. Gene Ontology annotation, biological process: cytokine production; regulation of transcription by RNA polymerase II; calcineurin-NFAT signaling cascade. The transcript has 12 exons. The record is from RefSeq and is a predicted model, not a curated record. Lineage: Eukaryota; Metazoa; Chordata; Actinopteri; Centrarchiformes; Centrarchidae. Gene Ontology annotation, molecular function: transcription factor binding; DNA-binding transcription factor activity, RNA polymerase II-specific; RNA polymerase II cis-regulatory region sequence-specific DNA binding.